GCCGGAGCGGUCUCACGGGUCACCCCGGGCUCAGGCACUCACCACUGCAGCACUACCCUUGAUCCCCCAGAUUUCUCGGAGGCGCAUCCGUCCAUGGGGGCCAAGGCAGCGCACCGGCGUGGGGUGCUGGACCUGGAGGCGCAGUUCGCCUUCUUCCGGUCGCAGCACCGGCACCCCGUGAACGCGGCGGCGCACGCGCUGCUCACCUGGCCCAUCCUCUUCACCAACCUCCUCAUCCUCCACUUCCUGCCGCUGCCCGUGCCCCCCGCGCUGGCCCUCACGCUCGCCUACGCCGCCGCCUACCUCGCCGUCGACCGCCGAGCCGGCGCGCUCGCGGGGCUGCUCUUCGUCGCCGCGUGGGCCGCCAGCCGCGCCCUCGCGGCCCGCCUCGGCUUCGCUCUCUCCUGGAAGCUCGUCCUCGCCACGCAGCUCUUCUGCUGGACCUGGCAGUUCCUCGGCCACGGCCUCUUCGAGAAGAAUGGGCCGACUGUGAGUGAUCUUCCCGAGGUGUUCUUGAUGGAGCCGUUCCUCAUCUUCCUUCAGAUACUGAACAAGCUGUUCGGCUAUGAGCCGUACCCUGGGUUCUGCAAGAACGUGGAGAGGAAGAUGGAAGCUGAUCUCAGGGAGAGCAGAGAGCUCCAGCAGAGGAAGACAACCUGAUUGCUUGGGAAUUUGGGAGUGAUCGUCCGGAGCGGCGCGCGAAAUUGUACCAUGUGUACAUGUAUCGUAUUGCCUACCAUUUGUGUUGUUUAAUUCAGAAGAUACAUGUUGUCUGCACACCAUUGUAGAGUGUAGUGAACAGCAGUCAUGUGUGUUGAGGUUAGCUUGAAUCCCUACAGAUUGGCAAGGAAGAAGGUAGAGAGUGCUAAUUCUCUCCUUUGGUUUACUGCCCUAUACAUUUGCUGGACAAAGAUAACCUAUCUUGGUUUAAAUCAGUAUGUUUAAGCU
Sorghum bicolor (sorghum) is the source of this 948-nucleotide messenger RNA. RefSeq lists its product as uncharacterized. The transcript has 3 exons. Gene Ontology annotation, biological process: sphingoid catabolic process. Gene Ontology annotation, cellular component: endoplasmic reticulum. Bases 94 to 660 code for a protein of 188 amino acids. The record is from RefSeq and is a predicted model, not a curated record. NCBI's taxonomy places the organism in Eukaryota, Viridiplantae, Streptophyta, Magnoliopsida, Poales, Poaceae.